This is a messenger RNA of Parnassius mnemosyne (clouded apollo), 858 nucleotides long. NCBI's taxonomy places the organism in Eukaryota, Metazoa, Arthropoda, Insecta, Lepidoptera, Papilionidae. The record is from the annotation of a GenBank genome assembly.
AUGAUUCCUGGCGCUUUUAUGUAUUCUGUUUAUAAAACAUUAACCAAAUCAAGUCAAUCUUUUUCUAAUUUAAUCGUAUUAAGACCACAAAAAUUGAAAACAAAUGGAUGGCGACCAUAUGCUACGCACAAGCGAUUUUUUCGCCGUACCGACAUUGUACAAAAUGAUGAUAAGUGGGAAAUAACAUUAGACCACAGAAGAUUAAAAACGCCUAAUGGACAAAUAUUGAAAGUUGGUAAUGAGUAUUUGGCCCGAGCUAUAGCAGCUGAAUGGGAUGCUCAAAAGGAAAUUAUUGCUCAACCCACAAUGCAUUUGACAGCCUUAUGUAAUACUGCACUAGACAAUCCAGGAAAGUUGACAUCUCAUGACAUUACUAGUUAUUUAUUGGACUAUCUAAGCACAGAUACUCUUCUAUUUCAUUCAGAAGACGAAAAGGAUUUGCGAGCAUUGCAAGAAAAGAAAUGGGGUCCAGUCUUAGACUGGUUUCAGGAAAGGUUUGGAGUCAAACAAGAAAUAUCACGAGGAUUGGAACCACCGCCAGUUACUAACGAAACACGUGCAGUUUUGGCUCGACAUUUUCUCUCCUAUGAUUUUACAGCACUGAAUGCUUUGUGCUUCGGAGUAGAAGCUCUUAAAUCGCCAAUUCUAAUGAUAGCAUGCACCGAUCGAUAUUUGGAGCCAAAAGAGGCAGUCCUGCUCGCACGGCUUGAAGAAGAAUAUCAGUUAAUGCGGUGGGGGCGCGUACAAUGGGCUCACGAGUUGAACCAAGCCGAGCUUACAUCACGCGUUGCUGCCGCCUUACUUGUCAUACAAUCGUCGACUGAAAAACAUUCAGCAACUACAAAAAAAAAGCCGUAG